Messenger RNA from Thamnophis sirtalis, 1314 nucleotides. The record is from RefSeq and is a predicted model, not a curated record. NCBI's taxonomy places the organism in Eukaryota, Metazoa, Chordata, Lepidosauria, Squamata, Natricidae.
AUGGCCAACAAGAAUGUCAAAUGUCUGCAUAAUUUCACACUGGGCUACAACAUCCAUGACAACUAUGAUAACACACUUGGCACUUCAGAUGUCUUGCUGGACAUGCUCUCUACUGGAAAAGCCAAUGUUCCCAACUACAGCUGUGGAAGGAUGGACCACCUUUUGGCUCUUCUUGAUGCAGCUGACUUUGACAUAUCCAUUCAGAUGUCAACUUUAGUAGGCACCUACAAAGUCCCACAGCUUCAUCCCUUUCUGGAAAAAAAUGAGCUUUGCAAUAUUUCUCAUUUGAAACUAUACUUGGACCCAAAUGGAGACAUAGAAGCAGAUCUGAACAUUAUGAGCUCAGUGAUUCUUCCCAAUGAGCAUCCCAUUGAAAAGCAAAUGGGGAGUUUUGACAGACAGAGAUUGAAUAGUGAAAAAUGCACCAGGUGCCCUGAUGAUCAAUAUCCAACCAAGAACCGAGUUCAGUGUAUCCCGAAAAGAAUAUCCUUCCUGUCCUAUGAAGAACAGCUGGGCAUCUUCCUGGCCUCCUUUUCCUUACUGUUGUUUGCAACUACAGGCUUCGUUUUAAUCACAUUCAUUAAAUAUCUAGAAACGCCCAUUGUCAAAGCCAACAACAGGGACCUCUCCUAUAUCCUCCUGAUUUCCCUCUUGCUCUGCUUCUUGUCCUCUUUUUUAUUUCUGGGUCGACCAAGGAAAGUCACCUGUCUUCUCCGACAAAUGGUAUUUAACAUUGUUUUCUCAGGAGCUGUAUCUUCUGUGUUGGCCAAAACAAUCAUGGUUGUGCUGGCCUUCCUGGCCACAAAACCAGGAAAUCGAAUGAAGAGAUGGUUGGGAAAGAGUUUGGCCAACUCCAUAAUCCUUUCUUGUUCUGUUGUCCAAAUUUUAAUCUGUUCCAUCUGGCUGGGAGUUUCUCCUCCAUACCCUGAAUCUGACCUGCAUACCCAGCCAGGAGAGAUCAUCCUUCAGUGCAAUGAAGGCUCUGUCACCAUGUUUUUUUUGGCCCUUGGCUACAUGGGUUUUCUAGCUGCCAUUUGUUUCACAUUAGCUUUCCUAGCCAGGAAUCUGCCUGGGGCCUUCAACGAAGCCAAGUUGAUCACCUUCAGCAUGCUGGUCUUCUGCAGUGUCUGGGUCUCUUUCCUGCCCACCUACCUGAGCACCAAAGGAAAGUAUUUGGUGGCCAUGCAGGUCUUCUCCAUAUUGGCCUCAAGUGCUGGACUCCUGGGUUGCAUCUUCUUUCCCAGAUGCUACAUUAUCAUCUUGAAACCACAUCUAAAUACUAAGGAACACCUAAAGAUGAAAAUUGUGAACUGA